This is a messenger RNA of Funneliformis caledonium, 895 nucleotides long. The record is from the annotation of a GenBank genome assembly. NCBI's taxonomy places the organism in Eukaryota, Fungi, Glomeromycota, Glomeromycetes, Glomerales, Glomeraceae.
GGACAAGAAACGGGAUUUUGAUUUUCUUUCAUCAAUUGAAGUAAUGAUCGUUGAUCAAUGUGAUACCCUCUUGAUGCAAAAUUGGGAUUAUGUCGAACAUAUCUUCAGCCAUAUGAACCUGAUCCCACAGAAAUCACAUGAUUGUGAUUUCUCACGCGUAAAGGAGUGGUACCUUGAUGGAAGAGCGAAAUAUUUGAGACAAACUAUUGUCUUUGCUGACUAUUUAACUCCGGAAAUUAACGCGUUAUUUAAUAAGCAAAUGAAUAAUGUCGAUGGAAAAAUAAAAAUCAAGCAUCAUCAUAAAGGAACUAUCUUGGAUGUUAAUGCGACAAAUAUUCGGCAGACGUUUACACGAAUUGAAUGUAAUUUGCUAUCAGAAGUCGAUGAUUUAAGGUUUAAAUAUUUCACUGAAAAGGUGUUACCGAAAAUAAGAAAAAUGAAUUUGUCGCAUGUAAUGAUUUUCAUACCAUCGUAUUUUGAUUUUGUAAGAUUACGGAAUUAUUUUGAAGAUAACUCAUUUUCAUUUACUUCAAUUAAUGAGUAUGCAAGCGUUUCUGAUGUUACAAGAGCACGUACUUAUUUUCUUAAUGGAAAGAAAAAUUAUUUAUUAUAUACGGAAAGAUUUCAUUUUUUUAGGAGAAAUCACAUAAAAGGAAUCCAUCAUAUUAUCUUUUAUGCGUUGCCAGAUCAUGCUCAUUUUUAUUCAGAACUUUUAAAUUUUAUACAACUGUCACCUUCCAAUAAAACUUCAGCUAUCGAGAAUUCAAACGAGAUGAUUUCAAUUAGCGUCUUAUUUUCAAAAUUUGAUCAAUUGAGAUUGGAAAGGGUUGUUGGAACUUCUAAAUUUUGUAAGAUGUUACAAGGCGAAAAGAAAGUUUAUACGUUUAGUAAUUGA